This is a messenger RNA of Spirometra erinaceieuropaei, 738 nucleotides long. NCBI's taxonomy places the organism in Eukaryota, Metazoa, Platyhelminthes, Cestoda, Diphyllobothriidea, Diphyllobothriidae. The record is from the annotation of a GenBank genome assembly.
AUGAGUCGACUGCUUCUGUAUCUCUUGCGUUCCACGCUUCUUUUCGGAUUGGGUGUUUGCUUAUAUUACGUUUUCGGUCUACUGCAAGGCUUUCGGAGCGGAAUAUUUACAGACAAUUUUUCACUUCACGUACUGAGAACUAAUUCAGGGAUACCCCUUUGUUGCGGCUUCCUAGCAGGUAAUUGCAUUAGCCAGAGCGACACGUUUCUGUUUAACUUGAGGUUUUCCUGAUUUUACGUAUACCAUGCACAACCAUCAUCUUCUUUCACCUCUUUCAUUUAUGCAGUGUUUGGAGGACUUCUUUCGCCACAUAUAUGCAACAAACUGCAACAGUUGCGCCCUAAUGAGACUGAGUGGUGUUCCGUCAUACGAUGCUUGGUAUUAUUCUUCGGAAUCACCCACGCGACAACGAAAAUCGACUUCAUAUCCAAUUCGCAGCUUCUUUUCACCGUUGCUUCUCUGUCGUUGGGGAUCUGGUGGCUGUUUGACCGUUCGCUUGGUGGAAUUCUCAUUGGGUCUGGGACCUCCCUCUUGGGUACAGCUAGUUGUCAAUUGCUCGCGAAUCGUAGGGUGGUAAAGUAAGUUGACCCUUCUGCUCAUUAUUUGUUUAGCUCGACGGACCCACUUUUGUUCUCCUGGCUGCCGUGUGUAUUUUUCUCGGGUGGAAUAACCAUCUCACUGGUUGGACGACAGUUAGCAAAACUCGACCUGACAGCUGAAAAACUAAAAUCGGAGUAA